CGUCCGUCGACACUUUUCCUACAUUCGUUUCGUCUUUGCUCUUCCCAAGUCCGAUCCUCGCCGGUGCCACUACAAUCCUUCUUUCCCGGUGAAGAAUUUUACUAUUUCGAUUGCAUCGUUCGGUUAGAACAUCAACCUUCACGAUUCAUUCGGAGAAAGUUUCAGACUUUGAAGGAGGAAGGCCAUGAAAGUCAAGAUUUUGCAUGGCAUGCAGUUGCUUCAUGGACAUGGGAUGCACAAGACGAAACAUGUGGGAUAUGUCGGAUGGCUUUUGAUGGUUGUUGUCCUGAUUGCAAACUUCCUGGAGAUGAUUGCCCUCUAAUUUGGGGAGCUUGCAACCACGCAUUUCAUCUUCACUGUAUAUUGAAAUGGGUGAAUUCGCAGACGAGUCAAGCUCAUUGCCCAAUGUGCCGAAGAGAAUGGCAGUUCAAAGAGUAAGCAAAUUGUAAGGAGCAUUAUAGUCUUGAGCUCUCAUCAUGGUGGAUGCUUUGGAAUGAUCUCUUGAAGUUGUAUUUGGACCAUUAGCUUUUGAGCUUUAAUCAUUGCUCAAAGGCAAGAGAGAUUUGGGAUUAUUUUUGGAGCUUGGGGUUAGUUUGAUUGAUUGGAACAUUCAGAGAUGAAGCAACUUGGUGUAAGCUUCAUCAUUUAUGAUGUUUGUUUGUGUAGUUAGUUAUUUUGUGUCAUAUCGCAUUUGAAUUUGUUAAUA
Messenger RNA from Camelina sativa (false flax), 706 nucleotides. Its product is annotated as anaphase-promoting complex subunit 11. Gene Ontology annotation, biological process: anaphase-promoting complex-dependent catabolic process. Lineage: Eukaryota; Viridiplantae; Streptophyta; Magnoliopsida; Brassicales; Brassicaceae. The record is from RefSeq and is a predicted model, not a curated record. Gene Ontology annotation, cellular component: anaphase-promoting complex. Gene Ontology annotation, molecular function: zinc ion binding; cullin family protein binding; ubiquitin protein ligase activity.